AUGGACGACCCUUGCGAAGAGACGAAAACUCCGCCUGAACUUCGGGACAACUCUGAAGUUGAGGUAAGGAUUUUAUGAUUUUUUAUUGUUUGUAGAUUUUAGGUAACAAUUGGGCGAUUGUUUGAGUUUUUAUCGGUUCUCUGACUGAUGUUAUACUAUCCAUAAGACCUGUUUCUUCAGCUCAUUCUCGACUAGAUUGCUUUAGCAUUGACAGUGUAGUCACAGGGGUGUCGGUUCUGGGAUUCGCUGGAAAAAUUUUUAUUUUUUAUAUGUUUAUUACCUAAAAUUACCUUCUCCAUGAAAUUGCUAUGCCUAAUGCGGAAUUUUUCAGUCUAAAUGUGAUCUCGGCCAGGAGUUUGGCAACCUGUCGACAAAUUGUGACACGGACAGCGAGAUAGACGUUGGAGAACCCCCUGUAGCCGGUUUUUACGAAGUUUUUGAUAACAUCGAGAGGUUCAACGACGUGCAGGUUCGCCGGUCUGAAAGACCACGAAAGAAAAAGGUGUUUGAUGACACUGUUACCAGUUUCUCUGAUUCAGACUCUGAUGUUGAUCUCAAAGAUUUUGCGGAGAAGUUGAAGACAGAUGUGCGAGUUUUUGAUCGGUCCAAUGGAAAAAGACAGUCAGCUACGAGAACGAGGAGAAUCACAGUAAUUUUUGACGUUUUUCUUUUGAAUUCUUAGGUCAAAACUGGGGAAGUGGUGCGACAUUUCUGCUAAAUGUUGCAGUUUUGAUUGCAAACCUGCAGAAUCUUACCUGGCGACCUUAUUUUAGACAUCACAGCUCUUUCGAGUGGAAGAUCCGGAAGCUCCUGAAGACCCGGAGCUCACCCAGUUUCUUCGCACCGGGACCUUCAAAACGGUUGCAGAACAAACAUCGAGAGAACAAUUCGACGCCAAACGAAUCGAUGAGAAGAAAUUUGAACGAACGGUGGACAGCAUUAUCAAGAAGUCAUGGUUCGAAGAUGAUGUCAAGGCGGGGAUAAAAAAUGCAGUCGACGCCAUAUUAUGUCACGGGAUGACUCAAAAAAGAGCUGUUCGGCAGUUCAAACUGCAGUGGAUGGACUUGGAUUCAAUCUUGACCAGGAUUUACGAGAAGUUCGGAUUUGACGAAUCCGGAUUCAAAGUGAAGAAAAUUAGGUAAUACCUGGAUUCAGAGGGCUAUUAUUACGGCUUUUAAGGUGCAUUGACUAAAGUUUCGAAAUGAAAAAAUAAAAAAAUAUUUUUUAGUGAAUUUACAUUAUUUUAGGUAUAAUGUUAUCGAAACUAAGGGUAUUUUUGUUGUGAAAUUUUGUUUUUCGUACCAAUUUUUUUUCUAUUGAGCGUUGAAGCCCUAAUUCAACUAUUUUUGGUUUCAGUUUCCCCAAAUUUCAACCAGAAAUAAGAAAUUCUGAUGAAAAAGACGACGAGUUCGCUCCUCCGGAGUCUCAAGAUUUUGAGUCGUCUGAGGAUGAGCAAGUCAGUGGAUCCGAUGGAAUUGAAGUUCUCUCCAGAUCAGCGGAACUACAGAUGUUCGGAAGGGAGGACGAGUCGGAUAAAUCGAAAAGAACUAGCAACAAUUUUGCAAUCCUUGGAAAACACGCCAACGGUCGGAAGUAUGCUCGUUAUGGGAUUUAUAUCCCGAGUCAUUGGAAGAAAUACAAGGAUGGUGGGUCUUUUAUUAUUUUUUUGUUGCAUUUUAGGGCCGGCUCGAGAUAAUUUUGCCAAUUUUUCAGCAAUGAAGGCUGGAAUUUGUCGAUCUUUGGAGUUCCACAAUUAUCGUAGCCAAAGCAUGCUGCAAAAGCGCGUCGGAGUGGCUGAUAAGUACCUGGCAAUUGAGGACGUACUUGUUAAUGGUGGUAGUGUCAAACGCAACGCCAUGAAAUAUAAUGUAAGCUUCAUUUUGCAGAAUUGUGUUGGAGUGUGUUUAGUGUAAUAUCAUACGGUAAAAUUCGGUGUUGAAGGGUCGGAUGUAUCUGAAAGUCUCAAUAUGGCAUUAAAUCGGUGUGUCAGUGUUAUUCAGCCGAUUGAGAUGCGUUAUUUUAGAUAUCAAAAUUAUUUUUCUGAACUUCUUACCUAAAAUAAGGUCAGGGGUUAUAAAAUUACGCAAUUUUAGACGUAACCACUUUUAAAAUCGAUGGCUUUAAACCAAAAAAUUGUUAUCACGAUUCAUUGCAUUUGCAAUCCUUUAGAUCAACUACUCGACCCUCCAAAACUUCUCCCAUCGAGCCAUCUACGUCAUCUCCAAAGUCCUCGGUGAAACCAAAGUCUUGCCCGAAACCGUAUCGCGGCGAGAAGAGGAUCAGCCAUGGGACGUAAUCUUCCGUGAGAUGGUGUCGGAGGCGCCGGCUUGCUGUGUUCGAGUCAUUUUCAAACGCCGGAAGUAA
Molecule: messenger RNA, 2364 nt
Organism: Bursaphelenchus xylophilus (pine wood nematode)
Lineage: Eukaryota; Metazoa; Nematoda; Chromadorea; Rhabditida; Aphelenchoididae
Source: the annotation of a GenBank genome assembly